AUGAGGAUGCUGCUCGGUCUUGCUGAGGCGCUGCCCAGCCUCGUGGAAGCCCAAUUCAAGGCAGCAAGAGCUUCUGCUGCCCUGGCCUUCUCUCAAACAGAGCUCGCCAUCAUUCGUACGUCGGCUGGGAUUCCGUUCCAGCUGCGAUACUGCCCAGCCCUCGCAAAGAAGCCCGAGCCCCGCAAGGAUGACGCGCCGAAGAAGACGUUCGAUCCCUUCGAGAACCCUCCCCGCGAACUCUUCAUUACGGACAUACCCGUGAACAAUCCAAGCCACUUCCUCGUCCUGAACAAGUUCCCCGUCAUCACCAACCACUCUAUACUUGCUACGAAGAUAAAUAAACAGCAGACACAUGCCUUGGAGGAGGAUGACCUCGAGGCAACCUACGCCUGCCUGAAAGCAUGGCAGAAGAACGGAGUGCCUAGCAGGCAGAAUCGCUUGUUUGCCUUCUUCAACUCCGGCGAACAUAGCGGCGCGAGCCAGCCGCAUAGGCAUCUACAAUUUCUCCCCGUUGAUAGCAUGCAUGAGGGCGAGCGCUCUGCUGGAUGGGAGCUGCUGAUCGACCUGAUCCUGUCCUGCGCUACGACGGCCUCAUCCGAACCCAUACAACACCCUUCUCUUCCCUUCACGCAUUUUGCGUACAAAUUUUCUUCAGAGCCAACUGGUGCCGAUCUUCUCAAGUUCUACAACGAUCUCUAUCGCAUGGCGAAAGAAGCAGUCGACAAGUUCAUCGCAGCGAACUCAGGCCAGCUGUCCCUCCAUUCUGUUGAGGAAGGACACCUGCCAAUAAGCUACAACCUGGCCAUGACAACUGCUGGCAUUGCUAUACUUCCAAGACGAAGCGAGGGCCAUAUGCUUCGAGGCGAUAACGGCACUGACUUCGGCUUCAUUCAACUCAAUGGCACUACCCUUGGCGGUACUCUGAUGGUCAAAUACCAAGAGGAAUGGGAUGUGCUCCGGGCGCAACCUCAUAAGCUCGACUCCAUUCUAGAGGCUAUCGGUAUCCCGCGCAUGCCUUGA
Messenger RNA from Trematosphaeria pertusa, 1020 nucleotides. RefSeq names its product Ap4A phosphorylase-like protein II. The coding region runs from base 1 to 1020 and encodes 339 amino acids. Lineage: Eukaryota; Fungi; Ascomycota; Dothideomycetes; Pleosporales; Trematosphaeriaceae. Gene Ontology annotation, molecular function: ATP:ADP adenylyltransferase activity; ATP binding. The transcript is spliced from 2 exons. The record is from RefSeq and is a predicted model, not a curated record. Gene Ontology annotation, biological process: nucleotide metabolic process.